Molecule: messenger RNA, 1038 nt
Organism: Henningerozyma blattae CBS 6284
Lineage: Eukaryota; Fungi; Ascomycota; Saccharomycetes; Saccharomycetales; Saccharomycetaceae
Gene: TPC1
Product: thiamine transporter TPC1
Exons: 1
Coding region: 1-1038 (345 amino acids)
Biological process (GO): thiamine pyrophosphate transmembrane transport
Cellular component (GO): mitochondrial inner membrane
Molecular function (GO): thiamine transmembrane transporter activity
Source: RefSeq, a predicted model, not a curated record
AUGGAAACUGAAGAUGAUCAUCUAAGGAAAGGUGUUAAUGUAUCGGUCUAUAAAAGUUUAAUUGCAGGUAGUAUUGCUGGAUUGGUCUCUAGAACUGCUACAGCGCCAAUAGAUAUGUUGAAAUUACGAUUACAAGUUAUACCUCACAAGACUACAAUUUUUUCAGGAUUGCUUACCGGUAUUGUUAGAGACACUAUCAAAAAGGAAGGCUUCAGAGGAUUUUGGAAAGGUAAUGUUCCUGGAUCAGCACUUUAUAUAAUAUACGGCGGAGUUGAAUUCAGCAUGUAUUCAUGGUAUAACCAAAGGUUGAAUCUCUUGGAUCUGAAGCCAGCUUUACACAGUACAAUAGUUGGAGGGCUUACUGGAAUUACAGCAUCAAUCGUAUCAUAUCCCUUUGAUGUCUUGAGAACUAGAUUUGCAGUUAACCAUAACCGGCAGUUUUCGCAUUUGAAAAAAGAAAUAUUAUCGGUCCUUAAAAAUGAGGGGAUAAUUGGAUUAUACAGAGGCUGUAUCUCAUCAAUAUUUACCAUAUCCCUCUCCACAUCUAUUCUUUUUGGUUGCUUUGAAGGUAUUAAGAUUUUCUGCAGUACCAGAUUAAACACCGACAAAGAUAAACAUGGCGAAGACAGUAGGGUUAAAAUGUCUAAUAGUGAAUCAACGGACGGAUUAACUAUCUCCAACCCAUCUGAUAUUAACAAUAAUAGUUUUCUUUACUUAAAAUUGUUGGACAAUAGUGCAGGUGCAAUUUCUGGAUUUCUAUCAAAAUUGAUUACCUUCCCAUUAGAUACUGUAAGAAGGAGGAUUCAACUGAAAGAUUCUCCAACACUGAAUAAUUAUUUCGAUCAGGACAUCAAGAUGUACCUGAAAUAUAGAGGCAUGAAUUUCUAUUCAAUCGGUAAAUACAUCGUAAAACAAGAGGGGCCGAUGAGUCUUUAUAGAGGGGUAACAUUGUCAUUAUGUAAAAGUGUACCAGGAACGGCUUUGUCCAUAUGGACAUAUGAAAAAUGUAUGCGGAUUGGACGAAAAAUAGCACAAUAG